UGUCGAUGUCGGCCGGCCGGCCUGUGCCUUAACCUCGCGGGAUGAUGUCAAGCGCCAUGCGUCCGUCCGCCCACUACCGCUGUGCUUGAUCCACCAUCAGAUCGCGAUUGCAACUUUCCGAUCCACGAGCCGUGCCUGGUGCCGCAGAGCCUUCAGAGCCUUCACCGUAGACGCACCCGGCUGUGCACUAUCAACCGACAAAAUCUCUCCCGAGCAUGGCGAGCGGACCCAGAUGUGACGUCCGAGUCCCGACGGCCAGCCGCAGGAUGCGGAAGGGAAAAAAAAAAAAGUGGAUGUCCCGACACGGGCAGUCAGACACGGGCAGUCGUGCCUUUAAAUUCGAGCGCUCCCACCAACCGGAGCAGCAUGUCCGAUCGUCAAGCCCGUGCUGUCAUCAAGGACGUUAUUCCGGCGUCAUCUCAACGUAAAAGAUGAGCGACGGUGACGCAGGCCCGCCUGGAACUCGCCAGCCCGGCGUUCCUGACCGGACCGCAUCGACGGAAAAGCGGCCAACCUCGGAUCGUCCCGAAACGCCACCGGCCGCCGACAACGAAAAGCCGCCGCCGCCGCCGCCGCCGCCUGCAGCGCGCGAGGGCCUGCUCCAGGAUGCCCCUGGCGAGGACGAGGAGUCUGGUGGCGGCAGGACCAGCCAGGACAGCCUGGCCCCGUCACAGAGCAAGCAGCACCAACCCCCCCGGUACGCGCCGGAUGGCAAACGCAUCAUCACCGAGGAAGAAUGCUACGACGCCCUGGGGUACUCGUGGCCGGCAUGGAAGAAGUGGAUGCUCCUGUCGUCCAUCUUCGCCGUGCAAAUGUCCAUGAACUUCAACUCGAGCGUGUACCCGAGCGCCGUCGAGCCCGUGAGCGAGCAUUUCGGCGUGAGCCAGCAGGCCGUCCGGGCCGGGCAGUGCGCCUUUCUCGUCCUGUACGCCUUUGGGUGCGAGCUCUGGGCGCCGUGGAGCGAGGAGUUUGGCCGGUGGCCGAUCCUGCAGUGCUCGCUGUUCCUCGUCAACAUCUGGCAGAUCCUCGCCGCCCUGGCGCCAAACUUUGGCAGCAUCAUUGUCGCGCGAGCGCUCGGCGGGCUGAGCUCCGCCGGCGGCAGCGUCACCCUCGGAAUGGUUGCCGACCUGUACCAGCCCGAGGACCAGGACUGGGCUGUGGCCUUUGUCGUCCUGUCGUCCGUCUGGGGCACCUCGAUCGGCCCCAUCGUCGGCGGGCCCAUCAAGAAGUUCCUGCCGUGGUACUGGAACUUUUGGAUCCAGCUCAUCUUCGGCGUCACCGUCCAGGCCGUGCACUUCUUCAUGCCCGAGAGCCGAGCCACGAUCCUCAUGGACCGCGAGGCGAAGCGCCGCCGCACAUCGGGCGAGGACCCGGACGUGUACGGCCCCAACGAGGCCAAGAGCCCUCGCAUCUCGUGGGAGGAGGUUGGCGUCACCUGGGUGCGGCCGUUUGAGAUGUUUCUCCGCGAGCCGAUUGUCCUGUCCUGCUCCCUCUUGUCGGGCUUCUCGGACGCCCUCAUCUUUACGUUCCAGGAGGGCUUCACGCCCGUCUUCAAGCAGUGGGGGUUCGGAACCCUGGAGCUCGCCUGGGCCUUUAUCCCGAUCAACAUUGGCUACCUGAUCGCCUACGUCAGCUACUUCCCGUGGAUCAUCAGGGAUAGCAGGAUCAGAAAAGCCAAGGGCCCCGACCACCUGGCCCCCGAGCACAGGCUCAAGUGGCUGCUCUACCUCGCGCCCCUGGAGACCAUUGGCCUCUUCGGCUUCGCCUGGACGUCGCUCGGCCCCCCGCAGGUGCACUGGAUCGCGCCCAUGAUAUUCUCGUGCCUCAUCGCCAUCGCCAACUACGGCAUCUACAUGUCGACCAUCAGCUACAUGCUCGCCGCCUACGGCCCGUACUCGGCCAGCGCGACGGGCGGCAACGGCUUCGCGAGAGACUUCCUGGCCGGCGUCGCCUCCCUGUACUCGACCCCCCUGUACACCAACAUUGCGCCCAACGGCCUGCAUCUCGAGUACGCCAGCACCAUCCUGGCGUGCCUCGCCUUUGUCGUCACCAUGCCCGUCUAUCUCAUCUACUGGAAGGGCCCAUGGUUGCGCGAGAAAUCCAAGUUUGCCCAGUCUCUGGCGGCGGACCGCGAGGCUAAGGGGGGCCAUCGGGUGGCGGAGGCGACCAAGGAGUAGCUUGAGCCUCGCAAUCUGUAGUAGUAGACCAAGGUAGAUCAAAAAUAGACACG
Messenger RNA from Purpureocillium takamizusanense, 2230 nucleotides. RefSeq lists its product as uncharacterized. The transcript has 2 exons. Gene Ontology annotation, biological process: transmembrane transport. The record is from RefSeq and is a predicted model, not a curated record. Lineage: Eukaryota; Fungi; Ascomycota; Sordariomycetes; Hypocreales; Ophiocordycipitaceae. Gene Ontology annotation, molecular function: transmembrane transporter activity. Bases 432 to 2177 code for a protein of 581 amino acids.